ACAUGUCCUCUCUGGUGUGUUUGAAUGUGCAUUGAACGGGUCAGUCUCCGGACAUGAAGCUGCUCUUCAGCUGCUCCCUCCUCCUCUUCAUCACCGCCGCGUGCCUCUGCGGCUCUGCAGCCACCCGGAAACUCAGAGGCAUCUCGUCCUCCUAUAAGCGUUUCUACAGGGAGCGAAGGUCCUUCCUGUGCAUCGAUGGCUCCAGAGUGAUCCCCUUUGAGCAGGUCAACGACGACUACUGCGACUGUGAGGACGGCUCCGACGAGCCAGGAACCUCUGCCUGUCCGCGGGGGCGCUUCUACUGCACCAACCUGGGUUUCCGCCCACACUACAUCCCAUCAUCACGAGUCAACGAUGGCAUCUGCGACUGCUGCGAUGCUUCAGAUGAAUACAAUAGCCACGCUCGCUGCCAGAACUCCUGCUGGAAUCUGGGUCAGAGGGAGCGGGCGUACGUGGAGGGCCAGAUGAGGACGCUGGACGAGGGUCUGCAGCUGAAGCAGCAGCUCAUCGAGGAGGGGGUCCUGCUGUGGAGGGAGAAACAGGCGCAGCUGAGGGAGCUGCAGCAGGUGGCAGAAGACCUGCAGAUCAAACUGGAGGAGCACAGGAGGAGGAAGCAGGAGGCGGAGCAGACCCUGAAGGCUCUGGAGGCAGGAGACACCAGGGUCAGAGGUCAGAACAGUUCAGAGAGCACCUUCCGACUGCUGGACAGCAACAAGGAUGGCAGUCUGUCAGUGGAGGAGCUGCAGGAGAAGCUGGUCCUGGUGCAGGAAGAGGAGCUGCUCCUCUCUGAGGAAGAGGCUGUGGCUCUGAUGGGAGGGGGCCGUCAGAUGGACCUGCCCAUGUUCCAGCACUCUCUGUGGGACGUCCUAAAUACAGAGAACAGGGUGAAGAUCAGAGGCAUUGUGGAUGCUGAGGAUCCUCACCUGAAGGCUGCAGACACAGCUGCAGAGCGGGAGGCGUCCAGUCUGAAGAAGGUGGAGGAGGCGUAUGACACCAUCAACAUGGAGAUCAGUGAUCUUCGGAAGAAGCUGGCCAUUGACUACGGUACAGACUGGGAGUUCCUGUUUCUGAACAGCCAGUGUUACCAGCUUAACGUUUAUGAGUACACCUACAAUCUGUGUCCGUUCAAUCAGGUCACUCAGAAGAGCACCGCGGGGACCGAGGUCUCGUUAGGGAGGUGGGGGAUGUGGGCGGGGACUCCGAAGAACCCGUACAGUCAGAUGGUGUAUGAGAACGGAGAACCCUGCUGGCAAGGAGGCUCCCGCAGUACUACAGUCACACUGACAUGCGGGACGGAGACAGCGCUGUGCGGGGUGAAGGAGCCUAGCAAAUGCCAGUACAUCAUAGACUUCCAGACUCCUGUGGCCUGUCAGCCAGUGCUGAAGCAGCGGGGCAUCCACAGUGAACUGUGACCCUCGGCCUGCAUGUGCCCCCCCGGCUAGCCCGCGGUGACAGUCCAGGGUCCUAAGGGCCCCCGCUGACAUCAGUGCUGUCAGAAAUUGUAUUCUUCCAACAAGCUCGCUGUAGUUAGAAUAUGAUGAUCAGGUUUCAUUCAUUGUUACAGCUUUACAUUGUAUUAGAAUAGAGCAUUUAUUAAUUAAAAACAGUAAAAUCCUCCUGUGGGUUGACAAUUACAAGAUUACAAUGUAAAUAAUUACAUAAAUGAUGUGAAGCUACAUUUAUUGCAAGGCCCAAUUACAUUGCCACCAAUAACCAUUUUAUCUAUCCCCGCCCCUUUCCCCACUUCCUGUUAAAAAUGAGAUGUCUUUGUUCUUCCGGUUUAGCAGCAUUGUAAAAAAUGAAUUUAAGUUGAGAUAAUUUACAGCUACACGGCGGUGAUCGGAUGGUUUUACAGCAUCAAUCCUCUGUUAGUGACUGUCAGAUGACAUACGAAAAUGGCCCCAAAUUGUAUACAAUUUGAAUAACUCUGUCGUGUCUAUGAGGACAAGUACCAAAGCAUAUCUGCCGGUCAGACUGCAUACUAAAGCUGAUGUGGACAGUUUAUAAACUCUCACUGCCAGAAGGGUAGACAAGGUUCACAGUGUGUUGACAUUUAUAGAAACAAGAUAACAAGCAAAUGUUAGCUUUUUAGCGAGCGUGAAAGUUAGGGUUUUUGCUAGCAACCCGCUCUUUAUCUAUCUAUCUAUCUAUCUAUCCAUCCAUCCAUCUAUCCAGAUGGAUAGAUAGGUAGCUGGAUAUCCAUCUAUCCAGAUGGAUAGAUAGGUAGCUAGGUAGAUGGAUAGAUAGAUGGAUAGAUGUUAUCCAGCUAUCCAUCUAUCCAGCUACCUAGCGAGCUUUUGCUAAAUUGGUGGCUCUCCUAAUUGAAAUGGGAAUUUUUAUUAAACAUCCAUCAGGUUAAACUUACAGUUUAACCGUCUACCGCUCAGGCAGUGAGAGUAAUUAUAUAUAAAAACAUUGUUGACGUUUUCAUUGUUGACGUUUUCUUUUUAAGAACCAAACAAAGCUUGCUGUACAUUCUCAAUUAUAUGUUUUUUGCAUUACGUAAUCACAUAUUGCUAAUCAAAAUAGUUAGUGUCAAGCCUGAAAAACGUUUAUAACUUAAUAACAGUUGAUUCAAAAGCUGCUAUUAGCAAUUAAGCUUUAACCCGGAAGUAACCAGACAUUAUACAGGGUAAGGUGAAUAACUGCUGUAUCGGUUCACUUAUGUUAAGUUAAAAUGGCAGGUUAAAGAAAACCAGCAAUAAUCUUAGGGACAUAUUCCGACCAUCAGGAAAAAAGCAAUAAAUAUCUUCACAUAAAAUAAAAUGCACUCCCUGCACUUCCUUCGUGCCAUGCAUGGAGAUUUAUUUGUCUGGGAGAUUAUACCAAAAGACAGAAUUGAGGUGAUCCAUAAUCUGCAGCCUUCACAUUAUGCAACUCAAAUGUUCUUGAUAAUGAUACAAAAAGCAAAACCCCUGCCUAUUGCCACUUUAACUCUAAAAGGAGAAAUUGUGUGUGAUAUUAAAUAUUUGUCCAAUUGUCCCAUGACAAAUCAAACCAGCAAAGAUGCUAGAUGCUCUCUUUAGCUUAGCAUAGAGCCACACGUUCUUUUUCAUGAUGCACAUGAGCGAUUUAUUUUAGCAUCUAACAUUCUUUUUCACCAAAUGUGUAUUAAUCUGUAGAUGAAAGUAGUCUUCAACAAAUGCACUAUACUAGCAAAUGCCAGUUUGUGUUACUAAAAGCUGCAGCUGUGACUUAGUAAGCCUCUUUUCAAAAUAUAACUUCAUAUUUUCAACUGUUUUUGACAGAUUAACAUCAUCAGAAAUAACAAAUAAUAUCUCUUAGAAAAGUGAAAUAGUAUUGAGAAAACCGAAACAAUUUGUUGGCUUUAGUCUUUGCUUGUUGACACGGGAACAAUACAAAAAGAGGUGCACCAAUGUAACUGCUGUAUUAAAUAACUGCUCAUCAUAAGCACAAAUAAAGUACUUCAUAUUUUGGUAUAAUCAUA
This is a messenger RNA of Trematomus bernacchii (emerald rockcod), 3448 nucleotides long. Its product is annotated as glucosidase 2 subunit beta-like. Gene Ontology annotation, molecular function: calcium ion binding; protein binding. The transcript has 15 exons. Gene Ontology annotation, cellular component: glucosidase II complex. The coding region runs from base 54 to 1412 and encodes 452 amino acids. Gene Ontology annotation, biological process: N-glycan processing; liver development. NCBI's taxonomy places the organism in Eukaryota, Metazoa, Chordata, Actinopteri, Perciformes, Nototheniidae. The record is from RefSeq and is a predicted model, not a curated record.